AUGGCCUCGAGCGAUGGUGGAUUCGACUUUGAUGCAGUAUUGAGAGCUGAUAACCCUACUGGUGGGGGAGAGGCUGGUGAUAACAAUACGGCAGGGAUGUUUGCUGGAGGUAUUGCCGAUCUUGAAAGCCAAGUGGCUGUUACCUAUCUAUGUGGGGAAUGUGGCGCGUACGUCGAUAUCAAACCACAUGAUGCGGUCAGAUGCCGUGAAUGUGGACAUCGUAUAUUGUACAAGCUCAGACAGAAGCAAAGGCCUUGUGUCUAUGAGGCACGGUAG
This is a messenger RNA of Perkinsus marinus ATCC 50983, 276 nucleotides long. Its product is annotated as DNA-directed RNA polymerases I, II, and III 7.0 kDa polypeptide, putative. Gene Ontology annotation, molecular function: DNA-directed RNA polymerase activity; DNA binding; zinc ion binding. Gene Ontology annotation, cellular component: RNA polymerase II, core complex; RNA polymerase I complex; RNA polymerase III complex. NCBI's taxonomy places the organism in Eukaryota, Perkinsozoa, Perkinsida, Perkinsidae. Gene Ontology annotation, biological process: DNA-templated transcription. Bases 1 to 276 code for a protein of 91 amino acids. The record is from RefSeq and is a predicted model, not a curated record. The transcript has 3 exons.